This is a messenger RNA of Naegleria gruberi, 330 nucleotides long. RefSeq lists its product as uncharacterized. Lineage: Eukaryota; Heterolobosea; Eutetramitea; Acrasida; Naegleriidae. The record is from RefSeq and is a predicted model, not a curated record. Gene Ontology annotation, molecular function: GMP kinase activity. The annotation marks the transcript as partial. Gene Ontology annotation, cellular component: cytosol. The transcript has a single exon.
AAGGUGCAAUCAACUUUCCCUCAUGACAUUGAAAGAGCUGUGAGCUAUACAACAAGAAAACCUAGGUCAGACGAAGUGGAAGGAGUUCAUCACUUCUUUGUGCCUUCCAAUGAAACAAUGAAAGAAAUGAUGAAAGAUCACAUGUUUUAUGAAAUUGUACAGAUAGGAAAUGAUUAUUAUGGAAAUGCAAAGAGUGAAAUUGAUUCUAUACUGGAAAAAGACAAGGUUUGCCUUGUGUUUGCUAACUUGAAAGGAGUUCAACAAUUACAAAUGAUUUUCAAAGAACAAAAUAUCAAUACUGCCACAGUUUAUGUCAAACCUGUCACCACA